Messenger RNA from Spodoptera exigua (beet armyworm), 873 nucleotides. The record is from the annotation of a GenBank genome assembly. Lineage: Eukaryota; Metazoa; Arthropoda; Insecta; Lepidoptera; Noctuidae.
AUGCUCAAAGCGGAUCUCGGACGUACGGCGCGUAGCGAUCCGCACGCGCCUCAAAGAGCCACUAGACCGCCACAGAUGGGCCCAUAUAGGGCUGAUGUUCAGCCGGGGUUGCGGGUAAGCGCAAUGAGGCACCGCGACCUCGGCCCAGAGCAAGAGAAGGAACAGGGGUGGUCAAUCAUCAAAAGACUAGGUACUCAUGUGGUGAAAAUCUUCAGUGUCAGACUCUUAGUGUCAAAAUCCACUCUUUUCCAUCUUUUACUCCGAGGCGUGGCCGCAUGCACCUGCAACCUCAACUUGAAAACGGCCCUAGCGGACCCUAACUGUCUAAUGUGGUCUGAUGUGCUUUUAAGCACGCGCGAAACGCUACGCCCUGUACGUCCGGGUCUGGUAAUGAGAGAAAGGGACCAGUCUUUCUCUCAAUCCUCACCAUGGCCUCGACUAAGACCAGUUGCCAAAGGUCUCCAGUACCGCAAACUUGCCUGCGGUACACAGCGGUGCUCAGCCCAAGCAGAGCCUAGCAACAGGUUCCCUAGUCGAGGUUUCCAUCUAAAUGUCAAACGGGCAGAGUCGAUACACCUCCACUUGUUGCACCGUGACCGGGUCAUUGCGGGGGCGAGGGGCGCGGGCGUCGUGGGAGACCAACCCCCAGCAUCGGUCAACGACCCACUGGACGCACCCUGUCGCAUCCAACCUAUUUUAAGAACAGAUCUCUAUACGCAAAAUGCUGGGUUGCAUAAUAGAGGCUGGCGUUUGGUGACGUCAGGGGGCUGGAGAGGCGCGCCGCGGGCGCGGCAGCAGGCGCCCAUUCAUGGGCCUCCGCUCACCCACACAUACACCACCCCAACACACGGCCGCGAGGCCAUACCGUUGUGA